AUGAUCGGAAGAACACGGUUGUUCUCCAGGAAGAUUUUCGCUUUAGGCGAGUCCAAUUUAUUAUUACGGCAGCAUCCUAGGCUAUCGUGUGCCAAUAGAAGAGGGUUUGCCAGUGGUCCUCCUUCAUCGUACAAAGGGCAAAAUGACAACAAGAAGAAGAGAAUUUUCACCACGAAAGUCAUCCCGGGAUUGAUUAUCACUGCGGCAGCGUACGCUGCAAUCGACGAUGAUUUCCGCAGUGGUUGUGUCCAUGUUUUCAAGAUGAUGAAGCGGACGGGAAUCGUUGGGGUGGCCACUGUUAAAUGUUUCAGCAAAUAUAAAGCAGUGUUAUCGAAAGAAUACUCAUCCGAAGAAGAAAGAAACAAAGCGUUAUCAAAAUGUCAUGCCGAAUGUGCACAUAUUACUUAUGAAGCUUUGGCUCACAACGGGGGUAUCUACAUCAAAUUAGGCCAACAUGUGACAGCCCUUACGUACUUGUUACCCCCAGAAUGGCCAGAAGCGAUGUUACCGUUAUUAGACCAGUGUCCUAGAUCCUCCCGCGAAGAAAUCAACCAGUUAUUCAUCGAUGAUCUCGGGAAACCGAUCGAUGAGAUUUUUGAGACUUUUGACCAAGACCCAUUUGGCGUGGCCUCAUUGGCCCAAGUCCAUGUAGCCACCCUCAAAGAUACUAAACAACAAGUGGCAGUGAAAUGCCAGCAUCCAAGCUUGAAUGAGUUUGUUCCACUAGAUUUAUUGUUGACGAACGGUGUGUUCAGUGCAUUGCGGAGGAUUUUCCCUGAGUACAAUUUGAGUUGGUUAGGUGAUGAAUUACAGCGAGGCAUCUAUAUAGAAUUGGAUUUUAACAUCGAAGCAGAAAACUCAAAGAAUACCCGCGAAUAUUUUUCGAAUUUCAAGAACAUUACCGCGCUAAGAAUCCCCGACAUCACUUGGAGUUCCAAAAGAAUUUUGAUCAUGGAGUUUUUACCAGGAAGAAGAUUAGAUGAUUUGAAAUACUUGGAUGAUAAUAAUAUCUCUCGAGCCCAAGUGAGUACCUGUUUAGCCCAUACUUUCAACAACAUGAUCUUCACCCCAGGGGUGGGUAUUCAUUGCGAUCCCCAUGGUGGGAACUUGGCGAUCCGCGCGUUGCCAAAGUCCGAAUCUCACAACGGCCAUAAUUUUGAAAUCAUUUUAUACGAUCAUGGACAGUACAGGCAUGUCACUACCGAGAUGAGAAGAUCAUAUGCAAAAAUGUGGUUGGCAUUGCUUGAUUGUAAACCUCAAGAAGUUAAAAAGUACGCCAAAGAGUUUGCGGGGGUUACCGAAGCCGAGUUUCCGAUCUUUGCUGCUGCCAUCACCGGCAGAGACUUUGACCAUGCGGUAGGCGAUCUUCGAUCCAAGAGAACCCAAGCGGAAAUCGAUAACAUGGCGGCAAAAUUCAGAGAAGAGGAUUUACUCAUUGUGCUCAUGGAAUUGUUGUCCCACUUACCAAGAAUCGUGCCGCUUAUCCUUAAGACCAACGAUUUGGUGAGAAAUUUGGAUGAACGGUUAGAGAAUCCUUUGGGGAUGGAAAAAGGGUUUUUGGUGAUGGCUAGUUACUGUGCCCAGACGGUAUUUUAUGAGGAUAAACAGGUGUUGAAUGAGAAAUAUUCCAAGUUUUCUGUGCGGUGGGUGUUGGGGUACUUGAAGGCUUUAUGGAGGUAUGAAGAAAGAAUUGGCCAAUUAUAUAUAUAUGACAUUGCGGUCACGAUGCAACAACUCAGAGAGAGACUAUAUGGAUACCUAUGUUUCUGA
This is a messenger RNA of Saccharomycopsis crataegensis, 1770 nucleotides long. RefSeq names its product Cqd2p (gene CQD2). The transcript has a single exon. The record is from RefSeq and is a predicted model, not a curated record. Lineage: Eukaryota; Fungi; Ascomycota; Saccharomycetes; Ascoideales; Saccharomycopsidaceae. The coding region runs from base 1 to 1770 and encodes 589 amino acids.